GCGACAGACAACAGUGUUCAAAAUGCCAACGUCGGAGCGAGUUUGAAUUUGGUGGCGCGGACCGUUCGGUGAAUUAUUAAUUUAGAAUGUCAACUAAAAUCAGCAAACGUGUGGAUUCAAAAUCACAAAAGAGGUUAUCUGUUGCUCCAAAAUGUCUUGCUAUUGUGUUGUCGCCGGAUGAUGUAGAGCCUGGAAAGACUCCGCCGGAUUUAUCCGGGAAAGUGGUUUUGGAUGACUUCAAACUCCGGAAUAAAACGUGUUAUUGGAAUCCAGCACUCGUGGAAAGUAUUCAAAACUUGGAGUAUCGAGGGUACGUUGAGCCGGACACAUUGCUUGUUGGAGGGGAAGAUAUCCAUCUUGAAAACUUGCGGACUGCUUGGGGAAGACGCGUUCUCAACGACCCAGCACACUUCAGAAUCACACGGAUUGGAGACAUUGGCAGUAUCAAGAUGCAGGUGAUUCCACAGACCCAGUUUAUACCUCUACCCGAGAUCCUGUGUCUGGUAAUCCUUGACCUCAACAGUAAACAGGUCGUGGCCACACUAGAUGUCAUCCACACCCGCCUCACACAGUGUUUCUGUGACCUCCAGUCGCCUGGCGUGCAAGUCCUCUAUGAUACCCUUGGCACUCUCAUACGCCAACGAAAGGUCUUCCACAACGGGAGUGGCUACUUUGUGGUGACCCCAGACACGUACCGCCUGCCAACAGAUGAUCCCCAGCAGUCGUAUCCAGUCAGCUGGAUGCAUUAUAAUCCAAUGUACAUCCCUGUUCCGACUAACCAACAAAAGACCUUACUGACACGCUCCAUAUCCUGUCAAGUCAGCCUGGUAAAUCAACCCCAAACCGUUCCCCAGGCUCCACCCACACAGACUCCACCUUCUCAAGUCAUACCCGCCACGCCAACAGAGGUGUCCAAACCACGGGAGGAGAUAUACACAGACGGGACAGACAUACUACAGUCUAUAGCCAAUGAAAAACCUCGUCUCAGCCGUAGUUCUAGUGCAAGACACACAAAAGAAAGAGCCAGUAAGGAUGAGCGAGACAACACCAAGUCAGUCAGCAGAUGUUCCUCUAUGAGAGGAGAGCGGGGAUGUCGAGGUGGAGAAAACCGUGACCUUAACCUUGCCAAUAGUAACCUGAACAAAGUAAAGGACAAAGGAGAGAAGAAAUCUUUACUGUCAAAGUUGUUUGGUCGUAAAAAGAAAAAGAAGCCAGAGAAACAACAGAAACAACUGGAAGAAAGGAAAGUUGAACCUCCAGCAGCAAUAACGGUCAGCAGUGGAGAGUAUGCCACGUUUUCAGCACAGUUCCCUCCCCCUGAGUGGCAGUGGUACCAGGAACAGAUAGAGAAACAAGAAAGAACAAAUUCCUGGCUCUAUCAGCAGAAACAUCCUGGUCAUGAAGGCCCCAACUCCAAACAGGAUGGAUCAAGUUCCUCAGAUUAUGUAUCUCCUCAACAGUUGUUUCCAAGGCAGCACGUGUACGAAGCUGCAAGGCGACAGAAAAUGAUGAAUCCGUCAAAGCUAAGUCCUUUUGCUGAGCAUGAUGAGGAACACUACUGUCAGAUAGAUCCAAGGUUUGAGGAAAGUUUACGAAAUCUCCGAGCAUCCACACUGCCACCUGAAGGCUAUUAUGAUGGAAAUUGUAUGAACAAGAAAAGUGAAUUUAAUCCUGGAUGCCAAAAACAUUCUUCCAAGGCUGCUACAUUGCCAGUACAGAUACCCCAGAACACAGAGGAGAAUCAUCACAUACAUAGGAGACACUCGGAGAGUCAUGGUCACCGACGACGACAUGAGGUCGGUAACCAGGCCAGAGUUCGUCGUCACUCGGGAGAAAGGAAGCAGUUGUUGGUACAGGCAGAUCAGUGCUAUAGUAACAGUCAGGAAAGCGGGGAGACAGUUCCCCCAAAUCAGCCGUCAUUUCCUUAUCAUACUCAGCAUAAACAUAUAGACCAUGGUAUCAGUGACCCCCUUUACAGUUCUACCCCUCGUGGACUUCAGAAGGACCCAGGAGAUACUGUUCACAACAACACUGUUGAUGAGCUGUUCAAUGAAAAAUUACAGGAACGAUCACACCGAGGCAAAAAAUCUAGUAAAUCUAGUCGACACAGACAUCGUCAUAGUAUUGCUGAUCACAGUAGUUAUCCUAAAAAUGACAUUAGUUAUGAAUACCAUGGAAAACUGCCCAAGAAAAGCUCUAUUAAGGCCUUAUCUAGGGACAGUGGUGUAAACUGUAUAGGCUUAGGUCAACGUCAAAGUAAGGUCAAAGGUCACAACAAAGACAGAUGCUCAACACCCAUAGAAUUAAUCUCAAAACGAAGUCACUCUGAAGGAAGGAAGCAGUCCAGUAAUCCAAAACAAAAUAAUAUUGAUGUUGGACACACUGACAAAAAACACAGCAAUAUCAAUAAUGAAGUGGUUUGUGUAGCCGAGAUUAACAGUUGUGUGCCACCCGAGGCAAGGGAGAUGACUCCAACAGCAGAGGUUACUCCCCCUGAUGAAUAUGUGCCAUAUAGUGUACAGGAGGAGGAUGAGGGUAUGGAUGGGGAUGUGGACAGCUUUAUCGAGGAAAGUGAACAGAGUUACGACACCGUGAUAGACUCGCGCACAAGAAAUAGCAAACGUAUCUCAGACUUGUGUGAUCAAGCAAGAAAUAUAAACCUAGGUGAUAGUGGCUUCAGCUCACCAGGAAACCACGACAGUUUAAAACAAAACAAUUACAGAAUUACAGAGUCUGUAAAAUGUGAGGAGGUCUCCUAUCAGAGUUCAUCAUCUGGGGGGAAAAACCCCAAACUAUCACACAUGCUGCAGGAUUCCGUGAAGCGUCCUUGUAAAGAUCACUCCCUUUACGAGAGAUCUGACCUAAUAGUGCUAAAUAAUAUGAAGGAUGUUCACAGAGACCAGAACCUGCUUUCUAAUCAUGUGAUGAACCAGAUGCCACUUUACCAAUCCAACCACACAUCACUGGCGACGGAGGCCAUACGACUAGCGGAUAAGUCACCAGUGCCCUUUAACUUCCAGUUUGACGGGGACUACCAAGUAGUUGGGGUGGUAUAGGAUGUUUUAACCAGUUGUGUGUGUUUGUGUGUGUUUGUGUGUAGUUAUUAUGUAAUUGUUUUAUAUCAGGACAUGUGCAUGGUAGACUUUAUCACACAGUAACAUAGUGACUAUCCUCACUUGUUAUUCUGGUUAAAAUAUUGGAUAUUACCCAGUGACAGACAUAAAAUUUAACUGUUUUGGAUUGGAUGAAUGGAUUUUUUUUUUAAAUCAAUGAAAUUUAUACAUUUAGGAUUAUAUUUGGCAGGAAUAUCCACUGACAUGAAACAUCAUUAAUAUUUCUGUACAAAUAAAUAGAUACCAGUGUACCCUGGGCAAUACCCUGUUGAUAGAGAUCAUGCAGAGUUAUUUCCCCUGGUUGUCACAGGGGUUGCCUCCCCUGGGCCCUUCUGUAGUAAUGAUAAUAAGAAUGAUCGAAAGGAAUUCUCAGAAUAAUAGUAAUUUUUGUGAAUUUUGUAUGGUAGUGAAUGCCAGCAGGAUACUUUUUUUUUUUUUUUUUUACAUCAAUGUAUCAUAUUUGUACAUAGUAAUUUAUUUGAUUCUGGACACCAAAGUCUCUAUCUAGUGCAAUGGAUUGGGGUAUGGUGCUGGGCACAAUUUACAGCCUUGCAAUAGUUAUCCCCCUUCCUUCCAAUGAAAUAAUUUUGUGCCUUUAAGUAAUGGAAUCAGGAAUAAUAGUAUACAUUUUAAUAAGUCCUUUUAUAGAAAUAUUCAUUUUCAUGCACAUACCACAGGUACUGGCCUCGUCUCUCAAUACACCAACUAUUUAUUGGGUAUAAUGGGCUGAGGCGAUUGCCUGUGCACAUUCUUGAUAUCUUGUUAAAUUUAUCCACAUCAAAUGGCAGCAACAUUACGCAUUUUCUAGAUUAUUCUAUCCAUUUCCUCAUCAGUAUGAUAAAAGGUACAAUUCAGUGGAUAGGAUGCCUUGUAUAAAUGGUUCAUAACAUCAGUAAGUUGCAUCAAUUUGUGAUGGCUGAGACUUCACAGACCAAGAACAGUAUUUUAUAUAUUUAAUGUUACAAUGUACUUACAAUACCCAGAUGUGCAAUGUCAGUAGUAGUAGAGGAAUACAUUUAUAUUUAAGCUAGUGGGAUAUGUCCUCCGUGGAGUAUAACGGCAGAUCAUUUCUCACCACUAACAAUUAUUAACUUAUUAAGGACUCAAAUUUUAAAUAGAUAUUUUUUUUAUCAUUAAUGAAUGUUUGAAAAUGUACCUGGUUGUUCAUACCAAUUGAGCACUUAGCAGUUGGUUUUUCUAGUGUUCAUCCAAUAAUUGAAGCUUGUGAAAUAUUUCUUCCUUUAUUUCAAGGUUGAAAGAUUUUGUCAUCCUAAAAAGAUUCUUUCUUUAAAUUUAAUGCAAGAUUGUUGAUAUAAGAGAUGUCUUGAUUUCAUAAAGAAAAACAACAUUCCAAUGUCAAUAUUAUGUUGUACUUCAUCACGAGGUGGUGAUGAAGGUUUUAUACAUUUUUUACAGUAUAUAGAAAUUAAACAAAAAUAAUUGAA
Molecule: messenger RNA, 4558 nt
Organism: Pecten maximus
Lineage: Eukaryota; Metazoa; Mollusca; Bivalvia; Pectinida; Pectinidae
Exons: 4
Coding region: 87-3056 (989 amino acids)
Biological process (GO): positive regulation of transcription by RNA polymerase II
Cellular component (GO): nucleus; cytoplasm
Molecular function (GO): RNA polymerase II transcription regulatory region sequence-specific DNA binding; DNA-binding transcription activator activity, RNA polymerase II-specific
Source: RefSeq, a predicted model, not a curated record